Lactuca saligna is the source of this 690-nucleotide messenger RNA. The record is from the annotation of a GenBank genome assembly. Lineage: Eukaryota; Viridiplantae; Streptophyta; Magnoliopsida; Asterales; Asteraceae.
AUGAAGCAAGAAAAUUUUGUUUUCAAGACACCUGAAAAGAAAACAACUCAAGAAAUCAAACAGAGUCCAAAACUUAAAAUGAUUGAAUACAGAAAAUUUGUGACUCCUAUUAAAGUUGAAGAUACCCUUGUAAAGAAAGAAUCUAAUGAAAAAAUAACAGGCAAAACACCUAUGAGAGAAAUUGACUGGUGUGGUUUUAUAACCAAUUGCUUGAAAAUAUCAAAGACGACAUGGGAUGAUACCGAUAGAGGAAACUACUAUUGUGUGCCACUUCUUGUAUUAUUGCUAGCUUAUUUGGAGUUUACGAGAAAUGAUAAGAAUGAAAAAAGACAAAUACAUGCACUACAUUUUUGGGAUUAUGAAAUGAUGGUGAAAAGGGAAAAAGCUGAGUUAAAGAGUCGUGACUUUGGAACUUUGGAAUGGAAUGAUGAUGUUAUAGAGAAUGAUGAAAAAUCCGACACCAAUGAAAAUGAAGAUAUGAAACUCGAUGAAGGAGAUGAAAGCAAUGAAGAUGAACACAUGAAGAAAGAAAUAAAAGAUGAAAAACUUGAUGAAGGAGAAAGUUAUGAUUCAGAAGAAACAGAAUGUGACAACAAUAUCUUGGGAAUUGAAGAUGAUGAAGACAAAAAAAGAGAGAGAAGUAGGAAAAAGACUAAAAAAACCAUCACUGAAGCUAUCUUCUCCUUAUAA